AUGACUAUACUCACCACCUUCGUUGCCGCUGCUGCAGCUGGCUUGGUAGCUGUCUCUAAAGCUUCACCUGUGGCCGAGGUGAACAUCACUCCCGGUGUGUCGAAUGCACAGUCUUCCUUGACACUCGUCUACCAGAACAACUUGAACGGAUCAGACGACAAGAACCACAUUGGAGCCAUUAUCCUCGACCCUGUUCCCCAGGCCAGCGCAGCUGCAGCCUGCGCUACGCUCAACGAGAAGCUCAUCACCAAGGCUACUCUUCAGCAAUACCAGGCCGACUUCAAUGAUGCUCUCUCAUACCAGGACUACGCUAAAUAUACCGAUUCCGAGAAGGGCUACCAUAUCGACAAUGGAGUUGUUUCAGUGGGCGGCCGUGUGACCUACUCCUCCAUGGACUCUCAGAAAAGACUGCCAGUUUUGUGCACGCAAUCCGCCAACAAUGGAUCAGCGAGUGCCGGACCUGUUAGCGGCAGCACUGUCUCCGUGGCAUCUGGAGGCAACACAUUUGUCGGCUACCGCAAUCAAAAAUCGUUCCGCUUCCUUGGUAUCCCCUAUGCGGAUACACCCAAGCGCUUCAAGUACUCUUCUCCCUACUCCAAGAAGGGUCAGACUAUCCAAGCGACAAAGUACGGCUCUCAGUGUCUCCAGGGCAGUGGCGGAAGCGAAGACUGUCUGUUUCUCAACAUCCAGACGCCGUACAUUCCCAAGGUUGGCUCCAAGAAAAACCUCCGGCCAGUGUUUUUCUGGAUUCAUGGUGGAGGCUUCACAGGCGGAAGCGGGGCAGACCCCCUCACCGACGGCGGAAACCUAGCCAGUAAGGAGGACAUGGUGGUUGUCAGCAUCAACUACCGUCUCUCUACCCUUGGUUUCCUCGCCAUUCCUGGAACGGACAUCAAGGGCAACUUUGGCAUCCAGGACCAGGUCUUGGCCCUCGAUUGGGUCCUUGAGAACAUUGCCUCGUUUGGCGGUGACCCUAAGAGAAUCACUAUUGCUGGUGGCUCUGCGGGCGCAGGCUCAGUGCGUGUGCAUCUGGGCUCACCCAAAGCCGUUGGAAAGUUCCAAGGUGCAAUCGCCCUGUCGAAUCUCGGCGGAGGUGUUACCCUGGGCCUCAAGGGCGACUAUGGAACCACAUACUCGACCUACUACACCAUCGAACAAAGCUACCAGGUUGCAGGCCAGCAAAUCUUCGCAGCCGCAGGCUGCAACAGCACCGACUUGUCCACCCAGAUUACCUGUCUCACACAAGCCAAUGCCACGUCCAUUGUCAACUUCAGCACAGUAGCCCGCUACGUCGUGCAGGACGGAACCUACGUCGACACGUCGAACCUCAUCUUAACCACACGCAAUGCCAGCACCGCCCACAUCCCUGUCAUGUUCGGCGUUGUGCGCGACGACGGCGCCUCCUUCUCCACGUAUCCCAAAACCCCGAUUUCCAACUACACCCAAGGUCUGCAAGAAGCCCUCCACAUCAACAGCACGUGGGCCCAGCGCAUCAUCGCCUCGGGUCUCUUCCCCUUCACCAACACGGGCAACCUAACCCUCGACUCCUUCAACGUCUCGCAGCGCAUCGCAACAGACAAAACCUUCCGCUGCGCCGACCAAUCCACCGUCUACUCGGCCGCCCAAUCCCGCGCCUUCAGCAAAACCUACUUCUACCAAUUCGAGCGCACAGCCGGCGGCUACGACCCGAAUAACCUCGGCGGGCCGCUGCAAAACAACCCUCAAAACCCCUACUUCAGACUCCACGGCUCCGAAACCGCCUGGCUCUUCGGCACCCUGAAAACCAUCCGCGACAACGAGGAUCUCUGGAGCGAACAGCUUACCACGGGCUACUUUGCCGCGUUUAUCCGCAGCGCAGAUCCAAAUCCCCCGCGCAGCUACCUCGAUGUGAGGGGGUAUGCGCGGGAGAGCGAGGGCGCGAGAAGAUUCGGAGAGUGGAAGACUGUGGAUGCGACGCGCGAAGCUGGAGAUGAGAUUCGGUUUUUGGAUUGGCCCAGUAAAAGUACCGGGUAUCAGGAUGUGGAGCAGUGCGCUUGGUUGGGGUAUCCGCUUGAUUAUUAUCUCAAGGGUGGUGUUUAGAAGAGGCUAUUGCUGGUGGUGGUGGUGGUGGUGGUGGUUGUAGUGGU
Molecule: messenger RNA, 2126 nt
Organism: Exserohilum turcica Et28A
Lineage: Eukaryota; Fungi; Ascomycota; Dothideomycetes; Pleosporales; Pleosporaceae
Exons: 1
Coding region: 1-2079 (692 amino acids)
Molecular function (GO): cholinesterase activity
Source: RefSeq, a predicted model, not a curated record